AUGAUAACUAAGGCACCUCAGUCCAGACAGUUUUUCCUAAGACAGCUUAUUCUGAAAGUGGCAUCAGGAGAGAACAAGAACAGUUUAAGGAACACUCUCUCUGUUUCAGAUGUUGGAGAGGAAGCUGGAAGAUCUGCCGGCGUCCAGCAGCCAUCAUUAUUGAGAGAUAGGAGCCUUGGGUCUACCAUGAAGGACUGUCCCUACUGUGGGAAAACAUUCAGGACAUCCCAUCACUUAAAAGUUCACUUGAGGAUACACACAGGUGAGAAACCUUACAAAUGUCCCCACUGUGAUUAUGCUGGUACCCAGUCUGCAUCAUUGAAAUACCACCUGGAACGACAUCACCGGGAACGGCAGAAUGGGGCUGGAUCCCUCUCUGGACAGUCUCAUAGUCAAGAGCACAAAGAAGAAACAUCAAGUAAAGGAUCCAUGUUUGUUAGACCUGAAAUACUGAGAGGAGCUUUCAAGGGUCUUCCUGGCAUAGAUUUCCGAAGUGGGAUGGGAUCUCAACAGUGGUCACCAGGAAUGCUUUCUCCAGGAGAUCAUCCAGGUCAUUCAACUGGUAUCUCCUCUGAGGCUUCUUCAGAUAAUAUGAAGGGUUCUGACACACCUUCCAAAGGGACACGUUUUUCUGACCUAGGCCGAGCGUAUCAUAGUAUGGUUGGAAACGGUGUGAACUUUCAAGGGUCUCUUCAAGCUUUUAUGGACAGCUUUGUCCUCAGUUCCUUAAAGAAAGAAAAAGGAAAGAAAGAGAAAGUCCUGUCCGACUGCCUUUCUGCAAAACUUUUGGGUUCAGAGAUUAGUGAGGAGAAGUUGCCCAUUAAACAGAGAAAAGCAGAAAAAUCCCAGUACGAACCUCUUGAUCUCUCUGUAAGGCCAGAUGCAGGCAGUCUUCCAGGUUCAUCAAUUACUAUUCAAGACAACAUUGCUUGGCACGGCUGCUUGUUUUGUUCCUUCACAACCUCUUCUAUGGAACUCAUGGCUCUUCACCUUCAAGCCAACCACUUAGGCAAAGCAAAACUUAAAGAUGGUGUUUUAGGAUCAAUUAGAAAUGGUAAAGACCAACCUAGAGAGUCGGUGGCUUCAACAAAUAAAGCCAACCUGCUGCCAAUUUCUUUACAGUCCAAUAAAGAUUCAGCCGUUUCAAAUCUGAUAGGUCAAGUGGAAGCUUCUGAAAGAAUGAUCCAGGGAUCCAAGGAUUCUCCUGGAGAACAAAAGAAUUCCUCUUGGCCUGGUCACGUGGACUCCACUUUUUAUAAUUUUGCAGCUGACUUCUAUAAGCAAUUUGGCGUCUACUCUGGCGUCGGCGGAGCACAUAACUCUUGUACCACCGCCGACAUGGACCUCAAAACCCAGUCUGAAGAUGACCCACCUCUGCUGCAUUCUGACCCCGUUAAUAAAAAUGCUACUGAUGACCUGUCUGACAUUGCAUCCUCUGAAGAUAUGGAGUCUUCCAAGGAAGAAGCCAUUGAUGAGGAGGAUCUUGAACCCGAAUCUGACCUUAUGAACCAACCUUUGCCCAACCUAAGCAAAGAUAGCAUUGACAGAGGAGACAGCAUACAAAGCUCUGUAGCCUCCAAAAACUCACAAGGACUCAUUUCACCAUUGCCGUCUUCUGAAAAGCAGUGGCAUACUUUGGGCCUGCUUUCCCCCCACGAAGCUGCACAAGUAGUAAUGAAACCCGAAGCAACGUCAACCCCACAAGUCCUGGAGAAGCAAGUAAACAUGCUGUCAGUCCUAAGAGCCUACAGCUCUGAUGGCUUAGCAGCCUUUAAUGGACUGAGUAGUAGCACAGGAAGUAGUGGAUAUAUCAAGAGACCUGACUUGUGUGGUCACAGGCCUUUCCAGUGCAGAUACUGCCCCUACAGUGCCUCUCAGAAGGGAAAUUUGAAGACUCACGUUCUCUGUGUCCAUCGCAUGCCUUUCGACAACAGCCAGUACCCUGAUCGCAGGUUCAAGCGCUCCAGAGUUGACUCCGAGACUUCUGGGACUUUAGAAGAAACUUCCACUGUCAAAUCCGGAAACUCAGUGGAGUUAACCGAGGAAGGCAGCAAGUCUCACAAAUAAUGCAACCGAACAACUCAAACUGUGUAUCGCAAUAUUAUGUUACAAUUUUAUGAUACGCAUUUGGAUCUCAGAGUGC
Molecule: messenger RNA, 2143 nt
Organism: Protobothrops mucrosquamatus (brown spotted pit viper)
Lineage: Eukaryota; Metazoa; Chordata; Lepidosauria; Squamata; Viperidae
Product: zinc finger protein 536-like
Exons: 4
Coding region: 1-2067 (688 amino acids)
Biological process (GO): regulation of DNA-templated transcription
Cellular component (GO): nucleus
Molecular function (GO): DNA-binding transcription factor activity, RNA polymerase II-specific; RNA polymerase II cis-regulatory region sequence-specific DNA binding
Source: RefSeq, a predicted model, not a curated record